CGAGCGGGAAGCUCGCCAGAAAACGUGAUCCCGUUUUAUAGUCCGAUCGCAUGCGUGGACUCGUAUUCCGGCACCGCAAAUUGCAUCAAUAAAAAAAUGCAUCUCUGAACGCAUCCUCGCAAAGUACGUCUGCUUUUAUAUUCAAAGUGAACAAACGGCCGGAUACUUGACGCAGUUCCGUUCCAUCCAAUUGAGCAACGAAGAUUUAUCGAAGAACGAGAUCGCCACCUAAAUCGACUAGGACUUCUAUUUUCAUCGUGAGAGAAGCGAAACUAACUCCAUCACGUCGAGCGCAGUCGACUCUUCAGCUCGUCGCGUCGGACAUGAACGCGAAUGACCGAAAUCAUGACAAGAUCACAACGACCGUGAAUUAACGAAGUUACACAUACAGGAACAUAUGAGAAUCGUCCUACGAGUUUCUAUCCAGAUUACCGAACAAUGGCUCUUCCUGCACAUAGCGUUAACGAACCCGCCGAUUUCGAUACAGCCAUAUCCACAACCGGUUAUGGAUUAUUUAAUGUGCUGCUGUUACUGGCGGUGUUGCCAAUUGCGUGGACCGUUGUUUUUGAUACUACUUCUGGCGGAUUCAUCUUGGCAUCAGCCGAAUACGAUUUCGAGCUUACGCUUUUUCGCAAAGGCAUGCUCGUUGCGUUUCCUUACAUAGGUAUGACAACGACUGCUUUUAUAUGGGAUUAUAUAACGCCCUACAUAAGUAUGAAAAUAUUGUUCAUCUUCGCAUUAUUAGGUGAUUCGAUUUUGAACAUUGUGAGUAGUGGUGUACGGUCGUUCUACAUAUAUCUACUAAUCAAAUUUAUCAGCGGGAUCUUCGUAGGCGGCCCGUUGGCGAUGGUGAUGACGUACCUGACAGAAUUCCAUUCGGCAACGUAUAAACCCCGUUUCACCACAUGGACGGGAUUUCUCUUCGCCAUAGCGAACAUCAUACCAGCAGUUACUGGCUUCGCGAUAUUACCGUUAGACUGGCACAUUGAUAUCCUUGGCCAAGACUACGACGCUUGGCGUAUAUACCUACUGAUCUGUUCAAUACCACCCGUCGUCGGCCUCGUGACGGCGACCAUGUUGCCGGAAAGCCCUAAGUAUCUCAUGGCAACUGGCAGGUCAGAUGCUGCCUUGAAAUUGCUUAGGAGGAUGUAUUGUAUGAACACCCGCCAACCUGCGGAUACGUUCCCGAUAAAAGCGCUGUUCGUUCGGCAAAAGACGCAAUUGGCGCGUCCCAUGCUCAAGGAGAGCCUCGAAAGGAUGCGCAUCUCGUUGUACAACACGAAGAUGCUACUGGCGAGUCAUCUGCCCGCUGUCUGCUUCGUAAGUUUCCUCCAAUUUGGAAGUAUGCUCGGAUUUCACAUAAUGAGACUGUGGGUGCCGCAACUUUUUAUUAUUGUCAGCAACUUUGACGAGGAAAAUUGGACACCGAAGGAAAGGCAGCCAACUUUCUGUGAGCUGUUGGACCCUCACGUGACUCUACCGGGCAGGCAAUAUUUAAAUUAUUCGAACUUUGACGAUGUAUUUUUCAAGUGGACCAUCUAUCCUGUGAUUUAUCUAAAUUCCACCAUUAUUGCAUCGUCUGCCGUUAUAUUUUCAUUUCUCGCCGGAUUCAUAAUGACUACUAAACUUCGAAAACAGAUCAUAAUGAUCACGGCCCUCCUGAUAUCGGUGGCAAGCAGUUUCGGAAUAAAUUGGGCGCAGUCUCCACCGUAUAUGCUGACGCUGGCGUCGGCGGUUAUCGUGACGACAAGAAUAGCGGGUAAUAUCGUUACCGCGGUGAAUGUCGACGUUAUUCCCGUCCCAUUAAGAGAUACGAGCAUCAAUAUCCUUACGAGCAUUGGAAAUGUUGCUGCUAUUGUGGGAAAUCUGAUUUUUUCCGCGCUUCUGGAGACUGAGUGCCUCACCGCUUUCAUAGGAAUGGGUUGUUUCUUCUCCGUCUGCCUCUGCAUAUCUCUAUUCUUUCCGCAAUCUGUGAAAGAACCGCCAGCGAAACCUACUGAAGUUAGUACAAAAUCGUGAAGAGCGCAAGACGCAAAUACUUCGAAAUCAUCCACAUAUACUCAGAAUUAAAAAUUCAAUUAAAUGUGUAGUUGCUUAAAAAUGCUCUAGACUAGACUGUGAUAUUUAUUUAAAACAAUUUAGCGGAAAAAAUUUUUUUUAAUUAUAACAAAUUUAAUGCUAAAUAAAUCUGCCUUUCUUAAAAGUAGAUGCAACAUAGUUUUUUAUAGAAUUCUAUGACUAUCUCUUUUUUAUUCUUUCCUAAUGCUGCUCAGCAUUAACAACGCGAUAUUUUUAAUGACUCACAAUAAAACAAGUACUUCCGACUUUUAUGAAAACGCAUCGUGUAUGCUGUUUAAAAAUCUUUCCUGACGAAAAGUUCCUGACGUUACGACAGUAAUUUAUCUUCGUAAAAGUUUAUAGCAUCAGAAACAAGAAACGUAGAUGUGAAUAUUACUUUUUACGAUUAUGAAAAUAUUGUCUAGUGCGGAAUAGCGUCAUUAAUCUUUAUAACCAUCUUGAAUCACCUUCGUUAUAUGUAUGUGAUACGCACUUUAUAAUGUACUUCUUAAAACAUCGUUAUAUUCGUUGACCCGAAAAUAAUCUUUAAUACACAA
Molecule: messenger RNA, 2615 nt
Organism: Trachymyrmex cornetzi
Lineage: Eukaryota; Metazoa; Arthropoda; Insecta; Hymenoptera; Formicidae
Product: synaptic vesicle glycoprotein 2B
Exons: 14
Coding region: 439-2019 (526 amino acids)
Biological process (GO): transmembrane transport
Cellular component (GO): membrane
Molecular function (GO): transmembrane transporter activity
Source: RefSeq, a predicted model, not a curated record